Messenger RNA from Alligator sinensis (Chinese alligator), 1678 nucleotides. It is a transcript of the gene OTX2, whose product is annotated as orthodenticle homeobox 2. Gene Ontology annotation, molecular function: DNA-binding transcription factor activity, RNA polymerase II-specific; RNA polymerase II cis-regulatory region sequence-specific DNA binding. Gene Ontology annotation, cellular component: nucleus. Gene Ontology annotation, biological process: regulation of transcription by RNA polymerase II; multicellular organism development. The record is from RefSeq and is a predicted model, not a curated record. The transcript has 3 exons. NCBI's taxonomy places the organism in Eukaryota, Metazoa, Chordata, Crocodylia, Alligatoridae.
CGCUUGCUGGAGGGGGGCAAUGCCUCUCCUCCCCUCCUGCGGGUGGGAUGUGUGGAUCCAGGCAGGCUGUCCCCCCAUGCUGCAGGCCUGGGGGAGCUGGGAGGCCUUGCCCUGCUCCGGGCACAGCCAGCCUCAGCUGCCCGCCUUGUUCUCUCCAUCUUGCAGAGCCCCUGUCGCAGGCCGGACCCAGCCGCUGCCUCCCAGCACCCAGGGGCGUCGAGACCCCUCUCCCCUGGCCCCGAUCGCUGCCUCCUCCCUACCCCGCUCCAACUUUAGCAUGAUGUCUUAUCUUAAGCAACCACCUUAUGCCGUCAAUGGGCUGAGUCUCACCACGUCGGGCAUGGACCUGCUGCACCCCUCCGUCGGCUACCCUGGUAAGCAGCACCCAGCCGGGCUCCUCCAGGCCUUAGCAGCCAAGGAGAGGUAGCUCCUCACCUUGUCGGGGGGGGGCUGCCCGGGCGCGCUCUUCGCCAAGACCCGCUACCCGGACAUCUUCAUGCGUGAGGAGGUGGCGCUCAAAAUCAACCUGCCUGAGUCCCAGGAGCAGGUGUGGUUUAAAAACCGUAGAGCCAAGUGCCGCCAGCAGCAGCAACAGCAGCAGAACGGCGGGCAGAACAAAGUGAGGCCUGCCAAGAAGAAGAGCUCCCCGGCCCGGGAAGUAAGUUCCGAGAGUGGGACCAGUGGCCAGUUCAGCCCCCCUUCCAGCACCUCAGUCCCAGCCAUUUCCAGCAGCAGUGCCCCCGUGUCUAUCUGGAGCCCAGCUUCCAUCUCCCCACUCUCAGAUCCCCUGUCCACCUCCUCUUCUUGCAUGCAGAGAUCCUACCCUAUGACCUACACCCAAGCUUCAGGUUAUAGCCAAGGAUAUGCUGGCUCAACCUCCUACUUCGGAGGUAUGGACUGUGGAUCUUACUUGACCCCUAUGCAUCACCAGCUGCCUGGACCAGGGGCCACACUCAGUCCUAUGGGUACCAAUGCAGUCACCAGCCAUCUCAACCAGUCCCCAGCCUCCCUCUCCACCCAGGGCUAUGGAGCUUCGAGCUUGGGCUUUAACUCAACCACCGAUUGCUUGGAUUAUAAAGACCAAACUGCCUCCUGGAAGCUAAACUUCAAUGCUGACUGCUUGGAUUAUAAAGACCAGACAUCCUCAUGGAAGUUCCAGGUUUUGUGAAGGCCUGAAGGAACCCUUUGUGAUAAUAAAAUAAUAAUAAAAAACAUGCUGGGCUGAACAUUCCCGUUUUAGUCAGGUCUUGGUUAAAUUAAAGAGGAAAAAAGAGAGACAGUUGGUGUGAUCAUAUCCAGAUUCAUCUCCUGCUCAGAAGCUCUGGAAAGGAAUAGAGUGGAAAUGAAGGAAGACGGCCUUAAGUGGACAGAUCAUCUAGUGAGCAGAAAGAGACAGACCAACCUGUGUUCUUUAUAGUUUUAGCCAAUUGUUGGGUUUCUUUGUUUGAAAGGAAUGGAAGAGCAUUCCAUCUAUGGGCCAGUUAAAAUAAAUUGUCUAGGUUUUUAUUUCUUUUGUGUGUGUGUGUGUGGAAAGAUCCUUCACCCAGAGGUUUCCAGUGUGUUAGCCAACCCUUGGUUAAAAUCUUUGGAAUGGACAGCAUCUCUCUAUCUUUCUCUCUGCUUCUCUCUCUCUCUGUCUCUCUCUUUCUCUUUCUCUCUCAAGCUCAUUCAACUGUUU